CGCGGCGGGGCGGCGGGGCGGCGGGGCGGCGGGGCGGCGGCGCGGCGGGGCGGCGGCGCGGAGUCUCUAUCCGCAGUUGCGAAGCUGCGGCGGCCGUGUCGUGAUGGUGUAGCAGGGCGUGCGGGCGGGCGAGGAGGCCGGCACGGCCCACGCCUCCUGGGCGGCUCGGUGCAGCGACGGCACGCUGAGGGGGCGUCGCCGCCGCUGGCCCCCGGCGCCCCGGGAGGCCGCGCCCGCCAUGGCGGCCCGGGUAGUGCUGGACGAGUUCACGGCGCCCGCGGAGAAGGCGGCGCUGCUGGAGCGGAGCCGCGGACGCAUCGAGGCUCUGUUCGGCGUGGGCUUGGCGGUGCUCGGCGCCCUCGGGGCGGAGGAGCCGCUGCCCGCGCGCAUCUGGCUGCAGCUCCGCGGCGCGCAGGAGGCGGUGCACAGCGCCAAGGAGUAUAUCAAGGGGAUCUGUGAGCCCGAGCUGGAAGAGAGAGAGUGCUACCCCAAGGCCAUGCAUUGCAUUUUUGCCGGGGCACAGAGCCUCUUUUUGAAGAGCUUAAUUCAGGAUACUUGUGCUGACCUCUGCGUUUUAGACACUGGGCUUCUUGGUAUCCGUGGCAGCGCUGAGGCUGUGGUCAUGGCCAGGAGUCACAUACAGCAGUUUGUGAAGCUCUUUGAGAAUAAUGAGAACCUCCCCAGUAAUCAGAGAGAGUCGGAAGUCAAACGGGAAUUCAGACAGUUUGUUGAAGCCCAUGCAGACAGUUACACAAUGGACCUGUUGAUUCUGCCUACUUCCUUGAAGAAGGAACUACUGAGUCUCACACAAGGGGAAGAGAAUCUGUUUGAAACAGGAGAUGAUGAUGUCAUUACUGUUGGAGAUGUGCGGCCACCAGAGUACACACAGAGUGCUGCGACGGGACUGAGUAUUGCUAGAGAUGAAAUUGUUGUAGAGGAAGAUUCCAGAAAUAAAGCUAGGACCCCUGUUUCUGAGCUUACAAAACAAAUGGACACAGUCUUUUCCAGUUCACCAGAUGUGCUUUUUGUUCCAGUGAAUGGUCUAAGUCCAGAUGAAGAUGCUUUUUCCAAAGACAGAGUUUGUCAUAAGAGGAGGUCUUCUGAUACGGAAGAAAGGCAUACCAAGAAGCAGUUUUCCUUAGAGAAUGUUCCAGAAGGGGAGCUUUUGCAAGAUGGUAAGGCAUCAGCUGGAAAUGAAGUCAUUGACCUGUCUGAUACUGCUUCAAACUCUACAAACCUAAGCCCGGAUGGAAAAGACACUACAGAAGAAAUGGAAUACAAUAUCCUUGUUAACUUCUUUAAAACCAUGGGCUAUUCCCAGGAGAUUGUUGAAAAGGUCAUUAGGGAGUAUGGUCCUUCUACAGAACCAUUAUUGCUCUUAGAGGAAAUUGAAAAAGAAAAUAAAAGGCUCCAAGAAGACAGAGACUUUCCACCUUGCACUGUGUAUUCAGAGGCCAGUCAGAGCAGAAGUGCAGGACUUGGGAGCACUACAAAUGAGCUUACAACAGAUUCUACUCCAAAGAAAACACAGAGUCACACAGAGCAAAAUAUGGUAGAAAGAUUCUCUCAGUUACCGUUCAAAGACUCUAAACAGUGUACCUCAAAUUGCAGAAUUAAUUCUUUCAGAACAGUGCCAGUAGGACAGAAACAUGAAAUCUGGGCUUCAAAGCAGAACUCAAAUUGUACUGUAGACCUGGAAACUGAUGGCCUCCCUGCCUCUGCCAGCCCUAAAGACGUCAGUUUUGUUUCAAGGGGAGCUUUAGGGCACCAACAGAGAAACCCAGCUUUUCCUGAAAAUGGUGUUCAACAGCAAGCAGAACCUUUGCUUCCAAAUAAUAUGAAGCCUGUCUGUGAAAAGCGUUCUGGCUGCUGUAGCUCUCCUCAGCCUAAGCCAAAUUAUCCCCCACUUUCUCCACCACUGCCGCUGCCCCAGCCGCUGCCUUCAGUUGCUGAGGCUCGUUUUGGAGGGUCCUCUGAUCAUAUUGAUUCCUCAGUUACGGGGGUUCAAAGAUUUCGAGAUACCUUAAAAAUACCAUACAAGCUGGAGUUAAAAAAUGAACCAGGAAGAGCAGAUUUGAAGCAUAUUGUUAUAGAUGGAAGUAAUGUUGCAAUUACCCACGGUCUGAAAAAGUUCUUUAGUUGCCGUGGGAUAGCAAUUGCAGUUGAGUAUUUCUGGAAGCUUGGCAACAGAAACAUCACUGUGUUUGUCCCGCAGUGGAGAACAAGACGGGAUCCUAAUAUCACAGAACAGCACUUCUUAACCCAGCUCCAGGAGCUUGGAAUAUUAUCUUUAACUCCUGCCCGGAUGGUCUUUGGAGAAAGAAUUGCUUCUCAUGAUGACAGGUUCCUACUGCACUUAGCGGACAAGACUGGGGGUAUAAUUGUAACAAAUGAUAACUUCAGAGAGUUUGUGACCGAGUCAGUGUCCUGGAGAGAAAUUAUUACAAAAAGACUGCUUCAGUACACGUUCGUGGGGGACAUAUUUAUGGUUCCUGAUGACCCUCUGGGAAGAAACGGACCUCGGCUAGAAGAAUUUCUUCGAAAGGAGGUCUUUCUUAGAGACAUGCAGCCGCUACUCAAUGCCCUGCCAAGUGUGGGCACAUUUGACCCUGGCUUCCGGAGUCCCAACACCCAGGUAGCCAACACCAGCCACCAGCCUCCAUCCCGGAUCCAGGCAUCUUCAAGCCCUUGGCUUCCCCAGCAGCCCCACUUCUCCCCCCUGGCCACCCUUCCCAGUGUGCAGCAGAACCUUCCCAUGCCAACACAGAGAUCUUCUGCAGAGACCAGCGAGCUAAGGGAGGCGCUACUCAAGAUCUUCCCUGACUCUGAGCAGAAACUGAAGAUCGAGCAGAUCCUGGCAGCUCAUCCCUACAUGAAAGACCUGAAUGCCCUGUCUGCCCUGGUGUUGGACUGAUGGCUGGGCUAGAGCCCACUGAUGAUGGGGCAAAGAGGGAACUGCCACCCGUGGGAAGUACCAUAAUGUGAAGAAGCCUUCCCAGAAAACAUUGCUGUGUUGUAUAGAAAAAGGAGGGAGAUGUUUUAUGUAUACAGAAAUCUGGGUUUUCAAAGCCAGCUUUUUUCUAUAUAUAAAUUAUGCUGCUAUUACAGAUUUAACAUUUUCUGUAAAAGGAAAGUACAUUUUCUGCCUGUUCAGAACUGUUUAAUAGCAGUUACUCUUGAGUGUAUUUACAAUUUUAUGUUUUUUAAAACUAUUUUCCUUAAAGCUGAAGAAAAAUUGACAAAUGAAUAUGGUUAGCCUUUCUAAAUAAAAUUUUAAGAAAAAUAUAAGAAAAAAAAAAAGGAGCUGCUUCCUUACGGAAAGCAAGACUUCUUAAAGUCUAUUUUCUUGAGGUAAUCUGUCCUGUCCACUAAACAUGGCGUGUGCUCCCUGCCUUCAUCCCUACAGCUGGCCUGCUCUGUUCUUGUGGGGCCUUCUUAGCGAGGCCAUUGUGAGAGUGGAGAAUCGGAGCCACUAGAUGGCACCUGAUGCCUGGGCUGUCACCAGUACGCAGACAAAGUCAGACUCUGAAGAGCAGGUGGGAAGUCUUCGCGGCCGUGUGGCCUCAUCCUCCUUCUCCUCCGCUGGACAGAGAAGGGAACUGAGUCCCAGCAGACUCCCUGACUGGCGUAGCUCUGUAGUGCACCCACUAGUCCUGGCUGCCAUGCUCCCAACCUGGCUCCACAGCCACCUUCACCUCAGAAGGCAAGGUAGGCUGAAGCCUCUGGUGAGGAGACCCCAUGUGGAGUUUGUACAGCUUUGCCAAAAAGUUUUCUAUUCUCAAGGAUGACCCAAGCCAAUAAAUAGCAUUAGUAGUUUCAGAAGGGACAUCAAAGCCCCUGUAUCUCCCUCCUUUUGUCUUCUUAGAAGUUUCUUAGCAGCUCUUCCUGAGUCUUUCAGAACCAGUUAUCUCAGUAUUGUCUCUUCUCAGUGUAGCUUGAAGUCUGUGUCUGUGAAACUCUUCCUGGUCAUUCUUAGCAUCUUGACUCCCACCUGGACCUUCAAAGGGCUUUGUGUUUUCCAUCCAUGCUGUCUCUAGCCCUCGUGCUUAGAGUCACUGCCCUGUGGAUUGUUUUUCUCCUGGUCCCACAGGUAAGCGAGGACUGGACUUGGUGCUGGUUUGUUAGCCAUGGUGCAGGGACUGUAUAGAUCACAGAAUGCUGCCACCGUGCUGUGUCUUGGUUCAUUUGAUCCCUGCAUCCCUCAGGAGAUGAAUACAGAGCCUUCUAGGUGGCUACACUUCUAUGUUCUCUCCUGAACUUGUUGAUGAUGCAGCCUGCUGGGGAGCUGUUUGUCACCUGUCACUAGAGUGUUUCAGACCUGCAGGCUCUGCAAGUAGAGAACAGAGACUUCUGGCUAGCCCCAGGAGGUGACCCACCACAGUUCCUCACCCUGUGCUUCAGCUUGGGAACACAGCAAAGGUGCCACGGUGGAGCUGUCUCCAGGGCUUCUGGCCUGGUCAAUCCCAGUCCAGCAUUGCUGGGAACCAGGAGAGCCAGAAUGCUCCAUAGUUAUCUCACCCUGAUGCUGGCAGGGAGGAGUGCGGGCUAUCAAAGGCCCCGCGGUCAGCCUGAUCUUUGAGUUGUGUGUGCCUCUGUAUUCUCAGUAUUGUUUCUGAGAGAUACCUGCCCAUUUCCCCUUGUUCUAUAUAGGAGGGAGGAAAAAGCUGGAGGAAACCAAAAGGCAUUAAUUACUUUGUAGAUUACAAUGUGAAAUAUAAUUCUAGAUUCUUUGUGAAAUCUGUCACAUUUAGGUAGAACAUUUAAAGCCCAGUUAUCCAGCCACUGAAGAAAGCUCACAACUUGCUGCUUUGCCUCAUCCAAAGCUCUGUUGCUGCUAGGUGCUUGUAGAUGCUUGACCUCUAUCCCUCCAGUGCCUCCACAGUGAACUUGGGAGUGUCUUAGAAUUCCUCCCUAUGUGGAGUGCCUCUGCCUCCUGUGUAUCCUGACAUUUGGGUGAGGCUGUCCAGUGCAGCUAAGGCUGGCACCUUUGGUCAUUGGACAAGGUGUCUGAUGGACUUCGUGUGUGUGUAGUGUGUGUAGUGUGUAUGUGUGUGUGUGUUGCCAUAGCUGUCCUGGUCCAGUGCAGUUGGCAGGCUCAGCUGUAUUGCUAGGACUUGCUGAACACGUAAGGCAUGAAAGAGAACUCCACUUUUCCUUGCCAGUCCCAAGAACCUAGCCCUCCCCCUGGGAGUGGCAUCUAUUGCAGGUCCUCUGCACUAGGCUGACCCAGGCCCUCGCCUGCUUCCCACACCUCCCCAGUGCUGGCCCUCCUCAGCUUUCUGAGCCACCUCAGCUGGGUCCAUCAGUUGCCCUGUUUGCCUGCAUUGUUACUUGGUACCUCUGAUUCCUUUCGUUCACACAGCCUGUGUUCUGUUGCUAAAGCUUCUCUCUGGCUUCCCGCUUUCCCCUCCCCAGUUUGUGGAGUAGCCUGGGAAAUCACUGGUUGCCCUGUCAUCCUUAACAGAGUAGCUACAGACAGCAAAGCCCCUACUUUCUUAACCUUACUUUCUUUGUUUUCCUCCUGGAAUUGCUCCCUUUCUUUCUUCUCCUUGAAGGCCCGUCCUUAAUGCAGGUUCUCAGCAGGUGGUUCUCAAGCUGAACCACCCUUAGGGCUCACAGAGGAAAGGGCAGCCCUUGCUGAAUGGCAAGCUGUCCUCAGUCUUUCACUACCUUGAGUGGGGGCACUCUGCUCUAGAGGAAAGCCUGGCGCUUGGCAAUGCCACACAUCCUAAGUGGCUGUGGUAGGUGAUCUGGAACUGGACUUCCUUAGGCGUCACCACUCUCCUGACUACCCUCCACUCUGACACCAGUCCUCUCACUAGCCCUGUGGAGUCUUGGCUCCCAGAACCUCAGCCUACAUCCUGCUAUCUCUCACCUAACCCUGAGGUCCCUAUAUCCUUCUUGGCCCUUGGCUUGCUACUUACUGCCUUCCACCUGUUCCCACAGUCCGCCAUGACACUGGUCCCUCAUUGGUUACCUUACAGCUCUUCCCUCUCCCUAAUUCCAGGGGAUGCCAAGUUCAUUUAGAGGGCCAUUUUGCAUCAUCCUCUUCCUUCUGUGACCUGUACCUGCGACCAGAGCAUCCUACCCUCUGAGCCUUGUGUCCACAGCUGCUGCCCCUUGGCUACACUUGACUGUCUACUUUCUAUCUCUCGCCAUGAUCUUCACUCUAGCCACCCAGAUCUAGGUUCCCCAUGGGCCCUGUUCAUGUUUAUUCCUCUCAUAGAAAUGCCCUUCUGCCCUACAGCCUGCCACCUCAAAGGCCCAGCCCUGAGUUCUCUUUGUGUUCUGAGCAGAAGCAGCUCUACGCUAUUCUGUGGCCCCACAGCAAAUUGGUGUCUCGCUUCUGGCUCUUGCCACUCUGGCAGGUGUAGCCGCAGCCAACUGUGUACUGUGUUGCCUCCCUCUAGACUGUGAGCUCCUCGUGGGCAGGGACCAUAUGGUCACUCUGUAUCUCUUGUGGCACCUAACAGUGCCUUGCACUUGGUAGGUGCUCAAUAAAUGUCUGUUCAAGUGAA
This is a messenger RNA of Mastomys coucha (southern multimammate mouse), 6518 nucleotides long. It is a transcript of the gene N4bp1, whose product is annotated as NEDD4 binding protein 1. NCBI's taxonomy places the organism in Eukaryota, Metazoa, Chordata, Mammalia, Rodentia, Muridae. Gene Ontology annotation, biological process: negative regulation of proteasomal ubiquitin-dependent protein catabolic process; negative regulation of protein ubiquitination. The transcript is spliced from 7 exons. Gene Ontology annotation, cellular component: nucleus; PML body. The record is from RefSeq and is a predicted model, not a curated record. Gene Ontology annotation, molecular function: RNA binding. Bases 239 to 2914 code for a protein of 891 amino acids.